UAUAAACAUGGCGGCAAAAUGCGGGAAUCCUUUUGGUUUUUAGUAAGCUUAUUGCAUGCUAAUGUCGCGGAAAAAGGCAAAAAAUAUUCCUACUCCUCCGGAACCAGAUAAAAUAAGCAGUGAAGAUGUUCAUGAAGCUGUAAAUGUUAUACGAAGCCGCUUGUUCAAAGGAGAACCUCCAGAAGAACUUCAUGGCCUCAGUGAAAGUAUCUCUCAGCUAAAAAGCCUUCUUAGCCGUUGUGCCGAGUACGGAGAAAGCAAUUCAGUUCUGUUGGUGGGACCUCGAGGUAGUGGGAAAACACUAGUGUUACAAACUGUACUGAAGGAUGUAUGCAAGUUAAAAACUGUCAAGGACAACAUACUGAAAGUUUACUUAAAUGGUCUUGUACAUACAGAUGAUAGGCUUGCUAUGCUUGACAUAACAAGACAAUUGAAGCUGGAAAAUGUUGUAGGAGAUAGAGUCUUUGGUUCAUCUGCAGAAAAUCUUGCAUUUUUGCUUGAUUCUUUGAAAAGUGGAGGCCAUGAGAGUCAAUCAAUUCUGUUUGUCUUGGAUGAGUUUGAUUUGUUUGUUCAUCAUAAGAAUCAAACACUACUUUACAACCUCUUUGAUGUUUCACAAUCAGCACAGACACCAAUUUGUGUCAUUGGUCUCACUUGUAGAUUAGAUGUUGUUGAAUUGCUAGAGAAAAGAGUCAAAUCAAGGUUUUCCCACCGUCAAAUCCAUUUGUUCAAUUCAAGUUCUUUUGGAGAAUAUCUUGAAAUUGUAAGGUCUGUGUUAUCACUUCCAUCAACAUUUCCAAACAAAAAAUUUCAGAAGACAUGGAAUGAUGAAUUAGAGGCUUUAAUAGAAAGCAGUGAAGCUCAAGAAGUUUUACGGCAGCAGUUCAACAUUACAAAAGACAUCAGGUCUCUACAUAACUUGCUGAUUCUCCCAGUGUGCAGCCUGAAUAUAGAUCAUCCAUUUCUAACACCAGCUGAUAUCCAGAAAUCCAGGAAGGACCAUUGCAUUGAUCACAAACAGACCAUGCUACAUGGUUUAUCAGUACUUGAACUCUGCUUGAUUAUUGCAAUGAAGCACUUGUUGACAACAUUUCAAGGAGAUCCAUUUAACUUUGAGAUGAUAUUUAAAGAAUACAAAAGGUUCACUCAGAGGUCAGGACAUUCAGCUCAAUCAUUUGACAAGGAUGUAGUAUUUAAAGCAUUUGAACACUUAUUAGCCUUAGAGUUGAUAAAACCAGUUGAUGGAGCUUGGAAACAUGUACAAAAGGAAUAUAGACUUGUAACCUUGUUACUCAGCACCAACCAAAUUAUGGAAGCCAUAGAUAACUAUCCAGAAUGCCCUACUGAUGUACGACACUGGGCAACCAGCAACUUAGAGUAAAGUCUUGGUCAUGCAGCACUUAGUAAAGCUCAGGGCAAGUAAGAGUAAAUGAUAGACCAGUUUAAUAAUACAUUUGUAUGGAUAAUGUACAUGUACAAAAGGUGUUUAUAAGCAGUCUAUGUAGAAAAUGCAGGUUACUUUCAUCGGUAGUGUUACAAUGAUUUUAUGCUUAAAAAAUACUUUGUUUGAUGUCAUUGCCAGCAUAAAAUGAAAGGGAAGGGAAAAUUAGCCAACAUUUUGUCCAAAUAAUAUUAACUGAAAAGUCAUCCAUUGUUUUCAAAUCAUCCAUUUAUUUAUAUCAG
Molecule: messenger RNA, 1683 nt
Organism: Exaiptasia diaphana
Lineage: Eukaryota; Metazoa; Cnidaria; Anthozoa; Actiniaria; Aiptasiidae
Product: origin recognition complex subunit 4
Exons: 13
Coding region: 56-1381 (441 amino acids)
Biological process (GO): DNA replication; DNA replication initiation
Cellular component (GO): nuclear origin of replication recognition complex; nucleus
Molecular function (GO): DNA replication origin binding
Source: RefSeq, a predicted model, not a curated record